AUGGCCAGUCCAUUAAAGCACAAAGCCGAUAAAAAUGCAGCAUCUACCCUGGUCAAAAAGCAGAAAGUCGUAAUUCCCGAAUAUCACACCACAGCUCAACGGCGCGAUGAUGCCGGGGAAAUCAUCUGGCCGGCGCGGGAAGCGCAGAUUGAACGAGCUAGAGAUAUUAUCAGAGAAUGUGUUAAAGCACAGACACCGGUAGUGAUACUGCCUGAUAAAGAUGCGGAUGGUCUAUCUUCUGGCGCAAUUCUGCACCACACACUUACAUCACUGGGGCUUUCGUCUGAUCUGAUAUCCGUUUAUUUCCCAUCAAAAGGAACUAAUGUACACGACGAUGCCACCAAAGAAGCGCUCACAAAGAUCGCUCCAUCAUAUGUUUUCGUAUUGGACCAAGGGAGUAGAAAUGGGCCCGCACUACUAGACCGACCGCACACAUGCCUGAUAGUCGACCACCACUUUGCAGAAGACGGAGGCUUCCCAGAAGGCGCUGGAUACGUCACUUCCCAUGACUGUCCACCCGUAGCAACAACAUCCCUCCUAAUCUACCACAUCUGCCUGCCUCUUCACCCCGACCUUGGCGACAAGAUCUCAUGGCUCGCCGCAAUGGGCACGCAUGGCGACCUCGGAACGACACUUAAAUGGAAGCCACCAUUCCCCGAUAUGACCGCCACCUUCAAACGCUUCCCCAAGAAAGCCAUCAACGACGCCGUCAGUCUCGUCAACGCCCCUCGCCGGUCCGUAGCCUACAACGUGCGCGACGCCUGGGACGCCGUGCUCUCCGCCUCAGACCCAAAAAGUAUCAAAGCAACAGAGAAACUGCAUGAGGCCUCAUUCGAAGUGCGCCGCGAGACCGAGCGCUGCACACACACCGCGCCCAAGUUCUCCGCCGAUGCGAGCAUUUGCGUCCUGACGAUUAGCUCGGCCGCGCAGAUUCACCCUGUCAUCGCGACCCGCUGGGCGGGACACCUCAAGUCGAAUAAACUCGAGAUCGUGAUGUGCGCUAACGAAGGCUAUCUCCCGGACAAAGUGAAUUUCUCGUGCCGCAUCGCUAGAGUCGCGCGAAGUCGGGAGGGCGAUGAAAAGGUUGACAUCAUCAAGCGUUUGGAAGGCAUUGUGGCGGAGCAUCCGGAGCUGAGAGAGAGGUUGGGUCAGAGCUUUGCGAGGGGGCACAAGGAGGCUAGUGGAGGCAUUGUGGGGAGGAGGGAGUGGGAGGAGUUGAAAGGGAUUAUGGGGCUGGAUGAUAGUAAGACGAAAAAGAAGAAAUUGGAGAAGAGGGGUGGGACAUCGCCGACGAAGAAGAUGCCUGCACAGAAGAAUACGCUCGCGAAUUAUUUUGCGAAGUCAUGA
Molecule: messenger RNA, 1347 nt
Organism: Didymella exigua CBS 183.55
Lineage: Eukaryota; Fungi; Ascomycota; Dothideomycetes; Pleosporales; Didymellaceae
Product: DHH phosphoesterase
Exons: 2
Coding region: 1-1347 (448 amino acids)
Source: RefSeq, a predicted model, not a curated record